AUGUAUUUUGAUUUUUCAGCACUGGAUUCAGAUGGCACCUGUAGCAGUGAUAGUGACUGUCCGCUCUCAUUUUAUCAUUGCUGUUCCGGAAAUAUCUGGUGUUGUCCUUCCGGGUACAUUUGUACCGGAACUGCAACCUGUAUUAGUAUCGGAGCUAUCGUUGGUCCUAUCGUCGGAUUGAUCGCUAUCAUCGUCUAUGUCGUCGUUUGCUGCAUCUGCUACAAAAAGAGACAACAGACACCGGGUGUUGUUUACAAUCCUCAAACAACUCAACCUGGCUACGGACAACCACAGGCUUAUGGACAACCACAAACAUACGGACAACCACAACCAUAUGGACAACCGCAGGCGUACGGACAACCAUGCACCGGCAAAAGCUUAAAUAUUAGACUAACACGCUUACCACUACCACAACAAAUAGACGAAUAG
This is a messenger RNA of Saccostrea echinata, 429 nucleotides long. RefSeq lists its product as uncharacterized. Lineage: Eukaryota; Metazoa; Mollusca; Bivalvia; Ostreida; Ostreidae. The record is from RefSeq and is a predicted model, not a curated record. The transcript is spliced from 4 exons. Bases 1 to 429 code for a protein of 142 amino acids.